Molecule: messenger RNA, 1854 nt
Organism: Musa acuminata AAA Group (dessert banana)
Lineage: Eukaryota; Viridiplantae; Streptophyta; Magnoliopsida; Zingiberales; Musaceae
Product: UDP-glucose 4-epimerase GEPI48-like
Exons: 9
Coding region: 204-1205 (333 amino acids)
Biological process (GO): beta-D-galactose catabolic process via UDP-galactose, Leloir pathway
Cellular component (GO): cytosol
Molecular function (GO): UDP-glucose 4-epimerase activity
Source: RefSeq, a predicted model, not a curated record
CCGAACCAAACCGCGAGCGUAUAUAAACACAUGUAAACCCGCACCAUCUCCCCCUCGAUCGAUUCAAUUGUCUGCUCCCGAUUCCCUCGACUUCGCUCUCCCACCCUCCACGUUUCUCGCCCACUCCUCCUCCUCCCUUCUCUCCCUUCCCAAAACCCCUCCCUUUGCCUCGUCCUCCGCCGCCUCGAUCGCUCGCUCCGGUCAUGGGGAGGUGCGUCCUGGUCACGGGCGGCGCCGGUUACGUCGGGAGCCACACCGUGUUGCAACUCCUUCUGGAAGGGUUCACCGCAGUCGUCGUCGACAACCUCGAUAACUCCUCCGAGUUCGCUGUCCAGCGCGUCGCCCAACUCGCUGGCGAGUUCGGCAAAAACCUCACAUUUCACCGGAUUGAUAUUCGGGAUAUAGAAGCAUUGGAGAAAGUAUUUUCUACAACAAAGUUUGAUGCUGUUAUACAUUUUGCUGGUCUGAAGGCAGUGGGUGAAAGUGUUCAGAAACCCUUGCUUUAUUACAAAAAUAAUAUCAUUGGUACAAUUGCUCUUUUGGAAGUAAUGGCUGCAUAUGGAUGCAAAAAGCUGGUAUUCUCAUCAUCAGCUACUGUUUAUGGAUGGCCUAAGGAUUUACCCUGUACAGAGGAAUCCCCUUUGUGUGCAAUGAACCCAUAUGGUCAAACUAAGCUUAUGAUUGAAGAAAUAUGUCAUGAUAUCCAUCGUGCAGAUAGUGACUGGAAGAUAAUGCUAUUAAGAUAUUUCAAUCCUGUCGGAGCUCAUUCCAGUGGACAUAUUGGUGAAGAUCCUCGUGGAAUUCCCAAUAAUCUCAUGCCACUAAUCCAGCAAGUUUCUGUUGGGAGGAGACCUACACUAGCAGUAUUUGGGAAUGACUAUUCAACCAAGGAUGGUACAGGGGUAAGGGAUUACAUCCACGUUGUUGAUCUAGCAGAUGGACAUAUUGCAGCUCUGCAUAAGUUCUUUGAGGACCCCAACAUAGGCUGUGAAGUUUAUAAUCUAGGAACUGGCAAUGGAACAUCAGUGUUGGAAAUGGUGGCAGCAUUUGAGAAGGCUUCAGGCAAGAAAAUUCCUCUGGUCAUGGCUGGAAGGCGACCUGGUGAUGCUGAAAUUCUUUAUGCAUGCACUGCCAAAGCAGAGAAGGAACUAAAUUGGAAGUAUGUAUUUUCGAGCAAAGUACAGCAUCGAAGAAAUGUGCCGUGAUCAGUGGAACUGGGCUAGCAAGAACCCCUGGGGAUACGGUCUACCUGAUCCUGCUAACUGAGGAAUCUCUUAACAUAAUUUCUUCAAUGAAUUUAGAGAGAGAUCACUAAUUGUGAACAUAAUGGCAUGUAAAUGUGGAAUAGGUCCAGCUGAUAUAUUUGUCAUAUAAUGUGGCAUGAAUAAAAAAUGCUUCUGUUCUGAUAUAAUGGGAGCAUUAUAGUAAAAAGGCAUCUUUGCUUUCUUUUUUUCUAAAUAUCUAUUCUUUGUCUCUUUUUUGGCAUCUUAAACUUAUGGCUUCCUCCACGCUUUUCUAUUCUGCUAGGUGGGGCUUCGGAGGCUGAUUCGGCCUAUGACUGGGAACAAAUGAUAAUAUAAAUGAUAUAUACACGAGAAAUUCAAAAACCAGUAGUUGAAACUUUCACUCUGGUUUGGUGCUGCCUCAGAUUCCAAACUUUUUGCUUAUUGCUGUUUCUUUUUAGUCUCUUACUGGUUGGUAAUCUGAAAGCUUGCAGUGUCUCCUGAAUGUCUCGAGGCAAUAUAUUGAUGCAGAAGUUUUCUGUAAUAGAAGAUGCUGUAUAUGUGUGUGUUGACACAUUGCUUUUAUUUAUGGAUGCGUGUGAUAACAUAAAUAAGACACCCCAUUUUCUUA